Messenger RNA from Sphaerodactylus townsendi, 4294 nucleotides. RefSeq names its product transmembrane O-mannosyltransferase targeting cadherins 1 (gene TMTC1). The transcript is spliced from 20 exons. The coding region runs from base 16 to 2856 and encodes 946 amino acids. The record is from RefSeq and is a predicted model, not a curated record. Gene Ontology annotation, molecular function: protein binding; mannosyltransferase activity. Lineage: Eukaryota; Metazoa; Chordata; Lepidosauria; Squamata; Sphaerodactylidae. Gene Ontology annotation, biological process: protein O-linked glycosylation via mannose.
CCAGCGGGGGGCGGCAUGGCGAGCGGCAGGGAGCCUCGAGCGCCUGCCCAGCAGCAGCCGCAGCAGCAGCGGGGGGCCCCGCCGUGGGGCGCCCGGGCCGGGGGGCGCUGGGGGUCCGGGGCUCUUGCGGCGCUGCUGGCCGCGCUGUGCUACUGGAACUCGCUGCGCGGGGAGUUCGUGCACGACGACGUGUGGGCCAUCCUCAACAACCCCGACGUGCGCCCGGGAGCCCCCUUGGCGGCCGCCUUCCGCAACGACUUCUGGGGCAAGGGCAUGGCCGACAACACCAGCCACAAGUCCUACCGGCCGCUCUGCAUCCUCACCUUCAAGCUGAAUAUCUUGCUGGCUGGCAUGAACCCCUUCUGUUUCCAUGCCGUGAAUGUAGUCCUGCACUGCCUAGUGACACUGCUGCUGAUGCACACUUGUGACAAAGCCGUUUUCAAGGACAGCCGGCUGGCUUUUGUCACGGCCCUGUUCUUUGCUGUCCAUCCCAUUCACACUGAGGCUGUAACGGGUAUAGUAGGCAGAGCAGAUGUCUUGGCCUGUCUUCUGUUUCUGUUGGCGUUUCUCUCCUAUAAUAGGAGCGUGGAUCAGCUUUACGUUGGGGAACAUUUCCCUCCGACUUCUUCAUUCUUCUCCUUGCUGCUUAGUUUAUUUCUUGGGACUUGUGCAAUGCUCGUAAAGGAAACGGGGAUCACAGUGUUUGGCGUCUGCUUGGUAUAUGACGGUUUCCUGCUUUCCCAAAACAGACUCAGCUUCAAAAAUGGAGUGGUGUGCCAAAGGUUGGCUCGGCAGUCCGUGGUUUCCCUCCAUGCUGCUUCCUUGCAGCUUUCUUCAUCUAGCAAGGAGAACAGAAAGCACCGUGUGGCUCACAAGGGGACGUGGAACUCCUGCCACCCUGCAUCUCCAGAGGAACAGCGGCACAGCAGCCUUUCUGUCCUGCGCAAAGCUGCAGGGGCAGUAUUCAGGUACCUGACUGCAAGUAACAAACAGAAGUUCUUGUAUACCACCAGACCGUUUUUGAAGAGGGCUACCUUGGUACUUUCCUAUGUGAUCUUUCUUUUGUAUUUUCGUCUCUGGAUAAUGGGAGGUUCCAUGCCAGCGUUUUCAGAACAGGACAAUCCAGCUUCGUUCUCGCCAUAUCUCCUUACAAGGUUUUUGACUUAUUCCUACCUCCUGGCCUUCAAUGCUUGGCUUCUACUGGCUCCUGUCACUCUGUGCUAUGAUUGGCAGGUUGGGAGCAUCCCUUUAGUGGAGUCCAUCUGGGACGUGAGGAAUUUCGCCAGCCUUCUCAUGGCGGUGGUGAUGCUUCUGCUUGGGCUACACUGCGUGAUAAUCUUCAAGAAGCUGGAACACAGAGAAGUCCUGGUUGGCCUCUUGUUCCUGGUUUUCCCCUUCAUACCAGCUAGCAACCUUUUCUUCAGGGUGGGGUUUGUUGUGGCAGAGCGUGUCCUUUAUAUGCCAAGCAUGGGGUACUGCAUCCUUUUGGUUCACGGAUUAAACAAGCUUUGUAGAUGGCUGAAUAAAUGGAGAGCCACUGCGAUGACCAUGUCAGCUUUGCUUCUGUUGCUGUUCUCCUGGAAGACCAUCAAGCAGAAUGAAAUCUGGUUGUCACGGGAGUCUCUUUUCAGGUCUGGUGUGCAAACUCUGCCCCACAAUGCCAAGGUGCACUAUAACUAUGCCAAUUUUUUGAAAGACCAAGGUCGCAACAGCGAAGCCAUUUAUCACUACAAAACAGCACUCAAAUUGUACCCUCGUCAUGCAAGUGCUCUGAACAACCUGGGAACACUGACCAAAGACCUGGUGGAAGCAAAAGAGUAUUACAGGCGGGCCCUCCAGUUAAAUCCACAGCACAACCGAGCUCUCUUCAAUCUCGGAAAUCUGCUCAAGUCCCAAGGGAAGGAGGAGGAAGCGCUUGUCUUGCUGAGAGAUUCCAUUCAGUAUGGACCAGAGUUUGCAGAUGCUUAUUCUAGCCUCGCUUCACUACUGGCUGAACAGGAUCAAUUAAAAGAUGCAGAGGAAGUAUACCAGGCUGGAAUACAGAAUUGCCCAGAAAGCUCCGAUCUGCACAACAACUAUGGGGUUUUCUUAGUGGACACAGGAUCCCCAGAGGCUGCUGUUUCCCACUACCAGAAGGCCAUCCAGCUUAGCCCCAACCAUCACGUUGCCAUGGUGAACCUGGGGAGGCUCUACCGCUCCUUGGGACAAAACAAGGAUGCUGAGACUUGGUACAAACGGGCAUUGAAAGUGGCACGGAAUGUCGAAAUCUUGUCACCUCUUGGAGCUCUGUAUUACAACACAGGGCGCUACGAAGAUGCCCUGAAGGUUUACCGGGAAGCUGCAGCCCUGCAACCCUCUAACAGGGAGACCCGGCUAGCUUUAGCUCAGGUUUUGGCAAUGAUGGGACAGACGAAGGAUGCAGAAAGAAUGACCAACCAUAUCGUGACUGAGGAGGCCGAAUGUCUGGAGUGCUACCGCCUUUUAUCAGCCAUCUACAGCAAGCAGGAGAACUACAACAAGGCACUUGAAGCCAUAGAUAAAGCUCUACAGCUGAAACCAAAGGACCCCAAGGUCAUAUCUGAGCUCUUCUUCACAAAAGGAAACCAGCUAAGAGAACAAAAUCACCUGGACAAGGCUUUUGAGAGCUAUAAAGCAGCCGUGGACUUCAACCCCGAGCAAGCGCAAGCCUGGAUGAACAUGGGGGGGAUUGAACAUAUCAAGGGUAACUACAUCACAGCCCGGGGCUAUUAUGAGAAAGCGUUGCAGCUGGUUCCAAGUAGUAAGCUGCUGAAAGAGAAUUUAGCUAAACUGGACCGCUUAGAAAAACGGCUGCAGGAAGCUAAAGAGAGAGGAUAACCGGGGCAAGAUGAAUGUAUUCCUCCCGGAGAUGAGAGAAUGCCGUGGGAAGCCCCGUCUUUUCCCGCAAGACAGAAGCACUCGCCAAGAUGUGUGGUGGUGAUCCAGACCAUAAACGGGUCGGAAACCACCCUCGCGUCCCCAGUGCUAUGCGAGAACCGCUGUUUCUCUUUGAAUGUGCUGUAGAAUGGGUGACAACCUCAUGUUCAUCAUCCCCAUCUGUGUUUGGGUAUGCUUCAUUCUACUUCCAUUAAAUGCUCAGCAUGGGAGAUGUAUCGGUAACGAUCAGACUCACUGAAAAUGUCGAGAUUGUGGUGGGAAGUACAGCACCGUCCAGGGACAAGGUGUGUGGAGUCCAUUAUACAGGCUUGCUGAAAGGACUCCUUUGCUUGUGGCAUAGUGAAAACCAGCCCAUCUCUCCAGAAGAUAAUAGCAGCAGUCAGCUAAGGAAAGGUGGGAGGGAACUGUGUGGUGGCUACAGCGAGGGAGAAGAGCAGCCAUUUUGAAGGCCCUCUCUGGGAUUCCGAUUGUAAUUCCUUGGGCAUAAUCAGUUGUCACUGAAGGAUGAAUCUGGUGCAGCUGCAUUUUAGCUCAGUCCUUAAAGAGAGAUCUCAGAAGAGGCGUUUCUCAUAAGAAAGCAUUAUUUUUAUUGUGGCAGUUUACAUUCAAGAUCUCGCAAGAGAAGUUAGUUGGGCUUGCUUUUCUCCAUCUAAACCAGGGGUCUGCAACCUGCGGCUCUCCUGAUGUUCAUGGACUACAAAUGCCAUCAGCCCCUGCCAGCACGGCCAAUUUGGCCGUUGCAGACCCCUGAUCUAAACAGUUGGUUUCUGUAGACGGUUAAGUAAGCCAGGUAGGGCAGGGUGGGGGAGGCAGUUCUAAAAACAGCACAAAACAGCUCGCCGUGUAUUUGUGAUAUUAAAGGUUGCAGCUGCUCCGGGAAAACAAAGUUGGUGAAAACAUAACAGCUGGGAUCCAAAGAUGACCCUUUCCAUCCACCCACAAAUAUUCAAGCUCUUUCAUGUGCAAGCACACACUUCUUUUUCUAAGUGUAGAGCCUUGUCUUGCUUCAGAGUCUGAUCCUGAGGCCUGAGGGCAGUUUGACAGUUGGCCUGCUGAGGGGAAGAGAACCUCAAAAUGCCCGCUGUGCACACAGAAGCUCUCUGGCUGAGCUUUUGAACCUUGGCAGAGGUUUCAGAGAAGUUUUAACUGGCUGCAGAGGUUUCGGAUUGGCUUGUUUGUGAGACGUGGGGUGGGGAGAGGAGACAGAGAUUUUUAAAAAGCUAUUUUUUUUAAUGUGGACAAUUCCACAUCUCUCAUUUGAUUAAAAAAAUAUCAGAACAUAUAUGUGACCGAGAAGAGUUCACAGCAGACAGGGUUGGGCUUUUAUUUUUUUGUGUGUGAGUUAUUUAUUUAACAUAAUAAAACAUUACAUAUAUCA